Durusdinium trenchii is the source of this 2082-nucleotide messenger RNA. Lineage: Eukaryota; Dinophyceae; Suessiales; Symbiodiniaceae. The record is from the annotation of a GenBank genome assembly.
AUGUCUUCUCGCGAGCCCAAAAGUGGACGUCAUCGCAGUCCAGAUGAUGACCGCAAACGAAGACGUGAGAAGAAGGAGAAGGAGAAGGACCGAGAGAAGGACCGUGGGGACCGCGGCCGUCGAGACAAGGACCGGGGCGAUCGUGAUCGCGGCGAUCGGGAUCGAGGCGAUCGGGAUCGAGGCGAUCGGGACCGAGGCGAUCGCGACCGAGGUGACCGGGAGGAGCGACGACUGAGGAGGUCGGACAGAAGUCGAAGUCGAAGUCCACCAGCUCCAUCACCUCCGAAGGUCGUGAAAUCCACGAACUGGAAGGAGGAACAAAAUGAGGGUGAAGAUCUUCGAGACCACUCAGAUGAUGAGGAGACAGCAGCCCGGAAGCUGGAAGAAAGCCGAAAGCGCCGAGCGGCCAUGAUCACACAGGCGAAGGAAGAGAAGGAAAAGAAAGAACAAGAGGAGAAAGACAAGGACAUUUCCGGUGAAAACGAAAAGGCCAAAGAGGAGCCUUCCGCCAAUGAUGUCAGUGAAAUGAAGAUUGAAAAAGACGAGAAAGGAGAAAACGGAGAGGAAGAUGAGACUCAAGAGAAAGAACCAGAGGUGAAAGAUGGUGGUGGCGACAUGUUUGACCUGAACUUGGACGCCAAGGAGCUCAAGGCAGGCCAAAAACGGACACAAAACAUUGCUACCACUGGUGCAUCAACCGAAGAUUGGGAUGAUGAAGAGGGCUACUACAUUGCACAAGUGGGUGAGCUGUUGGAGAGUCGCUACCUGGUUCAAGAUACGGUCAGUGGGAGAGGUGUGUUCUCCAAUGUGGUGAAAGCCAAAGACACCAAGACCGAGGGCGAACCUUUAGUGGCUUUGAAGAUCAUUCGCUCCAAUGACAUGAUGAAGAAGGCAGCCGAGAAGGAGAUGGAGAUCCUCCAGAUGCUGAACAAUGCGGACAAGGCCAACAAGAGGCACAUCGUCCGUCUCAUCGAAACCUUCUAUUAUCGGAAGCACAUCUUCAUGGUCUUUGAGUGCAUGGCAGAAGACCUUCGUGGAGCUCUCAAGAAGUACACCAAGAACAGGGGUAUGUCAAUCAUGGCGGUGAAAGGAUACACAAAGCAGCUGUUGAUCGGGGUUCGACACAUGCACAAGUUCAACAUCAUCCAUGCUGACUUGAAGCCUGACAAUAUUCUCAUCAGUCAAGACAACAGCAUCGUGAAGCUGUGUGAUUUUGGCACGGCCGUUGAGCAGAAAGACAUCGGUGUCUCCCCCUAUUUGAUGAGCCGCUUCUAUCGACCUGCCGAGGUCAUUCUGGGCUGUGAGUAUGGUGUGCCCGUGGAUGUUUGGGCUCUGGCUUGCACCCUCUACGAGAUCUUCACCGGCAAGACCUUGCUCCAGGGGAAGACCAACAAUGACAUGCUCAAGCGGAUCAUGGACCUGAAGGGCAAAAUCCCCAAGAAUGUCAUCAAGAAGGGUGCAGUGUGGAAGAAUCACUUUGAUGAGAACCUAGAUUUCAAGUUCAUUGACAAGGAUUCCAUGACGGGUGAAGAGAUCACUCGAAUCAUUACCGACAACAACUGCAAGAGAGAGCUCAAAGAGUUUCUGCUGGACCGUGUGGGUCCAGAAAAGCAGAAAUCUCAAGAGCGAGAAGAUCAACAGUAUGUGAAGAAGACGGUUCACUUUGCAGACUUGUUGGACAAGAUGCUGGCGCUAGACCCUGAGAAGCGCUUGACGGCAGAGGAUGCCCUCAAACAUCAUUUCGUGGAGGAUCCGAAGGCCCAGAAGGCCGCAGCGGGCGCCGCAGCGGGCAAGCGCAGAAAGUUCACGUGGCGUCCUCAGCUUGGGAAUGCUGAAGUCACGUCUAAGCCGCCCGUAUCACCCAAGACCACCCACCCAGACUACUACGACGUCAGCGACACCGAGGCUGGCAGCGAUGACUUCGCAGUGAGGCGAGCCAAGUUCCUCAAAGCAAUGCGCGAUCGCUUUGUCGAUGGACUCGAAAGGAACUUCGACUAUGCCGCGCUGGACGAGGACUCCGAGCUGGAUGACGUGGUGGAGAUGGGACGCGACGCGGAGGAGAAGUACUUUGAUGCAGAAUGA